Molecule: messenger RNA, 2228 nt
Organism: Physeter macrocephalus (sperm whale)
Lineage: Eukaryota; Metazoa; Chordata; Mammalia; Artiodactyla; Physeteridae
Gene: HSD17B7
Product: hydroxysteroid 17-beta dehydrogenase 7
Exons: 9
Coding region: 36-1040 (334 amino acids)
Biological process (GO): cholesterol biosynthetic process
Cellular component (GO): endoplasmic reticulum membrane
Molecular function (GO): estradiol 17-beta-dehydrogenase [NAD(P)+] activity; 3-beta-hydroxysteroid 3-dehydrogenase (NADP+) activity; 5-alpha-androstane-3-beta,17-beta-diol dehydrogenase (NADP+) activity
Source: RefSeq, a predicted model, not a curated record
CUGCUUCAGGGUGCGUGGUGAUAGGGUGCGCGACCAUGCGGAAAGUGGUUUUGAUCACCGGGGCGAGCAGUGGCGUUGGCCUAGCCCUCUGCAGGCGGUUGCUGGAGGAAGACCAUGAGCUUCACCUGUGCUUGGCGUGCAGGAACAUGAGCAAAGCGGAAGCCGUCCGCACUGCUCUGCUGGCCUCCCACCCCACCGCCGAGGUCUCCACCGUGCAGGUGGAUGUCAGCAGCCUGCUGUCAGUGUUCCAGGCCUCCAAGGAGCUCAAGCAAAGGUUUCAGAGAUUUGACUAUGUAUAUCUAAAUGCGGGGAUCAUGCCUAAUCCACAGCUAAAUAUCAAAGCACUUUUCUGUGGCCUCUUUUCAAGAAAAGCGAUUCAUAUAUUCUCCACAGCUGAAGGAGUGCUGACCCAGAGUGAAAAGAUUACUGCCGAUGGCCUCCAGGAGGUGUUUGAAACCAAUGUCUUUGGCCACUUUAUCCUGAUUCGGGAACUGGAAUCUCUCCUGUGUCAUAGUGACAGUCCAUCUCAGCUCAUCUGGACAUCAUCUCGUAAUGCAGUGAAAUCUAAUUUCAGCCUUGAGGACAUCCAGCACAGCAAAGGCCAAGAGCCCUACAGCUCUUCCAAAUAUGCUAUUGACCUUCUGAGUGUGGCUUUGAACAGGAACUUUAACCAGCGGGGUCUGUAUUCCAGUGUAGCAUGCCCAGGUACGGUGUUGACCAAUUUGACAUAUGGAAUUAUACCUCCCUUUGUGUGGACAUUGAUCAUGCCAAUCAUAUGGCUGUUACGCUUUUUUGCAAAUGCUUUCACAUUGACACCAUACAAUGGAACAGAAGCACUGGUCUGGCUUUUCCACCAAAAGCCCGAGUCUCUCAAUCCUCUGGUGAAAUAUCUGAGUGCCACCACUGGCUUUGGAAGCAAUUACGUAACGUCCAAAAAGAUAGACCUAGAUGAAGACACUGCUGAAAAAUUUUACCAAAACUUACUGGAACUGGAAAAGGAUAUUAGGGUCACCAUACAAAACACCAAAAACCAGAGCUGAAAAUGGUGCUCAGAGAGCACCAUUUUCAAGCCUUCUGUGGAUUCUGGAGCACAUGGGUUUCUACUGAGUUGGAUGAUGUGCAUUUGUGGUAAAACUGUGAGCUCUGAUUGUCUCUUUGUUUCAGAAUUACCUCUAUGACUGUGCAUGUGUUUGUGCACAUGAGAAAAAGAUUGAUAAAAUAUCAUAUAUUCUCAAGAAUGGUGUUAUAUCAAAAUUGUGCUAGUCACAAUUUGUUUAUUCUGCGAACUGUAGCCCAAGCUACACUUCAUGGGAUGAGGUGUAGACUUGAAUAAUCAUGACACAGACACACACUGGUUCUCCUUUUCACCUGCCCCAGCAGGAGGAAAUACUGCCCAUUCUCUGAGUGACCAUCUUAGCCUUGUUCCUUUCGAGUAGUUUUCCUAGGUCUUGUACCUUAUUUCUUCUUCCACAUGCUGCUUUUACAAUCCUAAUACAGAUGCCCAUGUAAUUAAUCAUAGUAAGAAAAGUGUAUGUAUUUGGGCCACUUGAAUUAUUUGUUAUUUAAAAAAUGUCUUUUGAGAUUGAUUUAGUCCAUGUUAAUAGUGGGCCUGACCUUUAACACAAUUUGCAAAUUUGUUUAUUACUGACCCACUCGUUUUCAUGACAUUUUAGUGGAUGUAAUCUUGCAGCAAAAAUGAUUUAUUCAGAUUGUUUCAAUGAAAUUUUCCAAUUGAAUAAUUACUGGUGGAAUGUCUCCUGGUAUCAGUAGUGGUCGAAAGUGGUUAGGACUUAGUUUGCAUGAUAUGAAGACAAAAUGCUAAGAUGCCUAGAUGGUUCAACCAACACCUGUAAUAUAACAGAGUUACAGUUUGAAUGAGUUAAUGUGAAAAAUUAUAUGUAAAUAUAAUUUCUUUACAUUUUAAAGUAUGGAUUUUUGGUUAUACUUUAAAUUGUUGCUAAAGAUAUUUUUAAUAACAAUAAACAUGUGAAAAUGAGGGCUGAACACUCCACUGUCUUCAAGAAAGAAGGGUAAAGUUGGAGAGCUGAAAGCAGAGCUGGUUUUUGAUCUUCUGUUCACUCGCUGUUAAUUGGGAAGAAAGACUUUAUUAUGGAUCUCAAACUCUUCAUCUGUGAAGGAAUUAUCUUUCUGCUUCCUCUGUUCACGGGUAUGAAGUGAGUAUUAAAUGCAAUAAUAUAUGUGAAUGAAUAAAGAGCAUUUUUUGAGAA